AAUUCAUAUGUUCCUUCUAUACAAGUGAUUCCCCAGAUCAUAAUCCUCUGCUGAGAUUUGGGUUGGAUUCAAGAAUCUGGAGAAUUCCUGCAGCUUUGUAACUUCAGGAGGUGUGACCAGCUGAGAAAUUCACCUUUUGAGGAGUUCUGCGUUUUGCCAGUCAUCUCUUAUAACUGAGUGCCAAAGGAUACCACAGGUUUCUGCCAACUCCUGUCAAAUUAGUGGGCAUCUGGCAAGUCUUACUUACAGCACAAUUUGAAACUUUAGUAAGGAAGUUAUAAGAAGGACUCCAUGAAAGAUGACAGAGGAAGUUAUUGUGAUAGCAAAGUGGGACUACACUGCCCAACAGGACCAGGAGCUGGACAUCAAGAAAAACGAGCGUCUGUGGCUGCUGGAUGACUCCAAGACGUGGUGGCGCGUGAGGAACGCGGCCAACAGGACGGGCUACGUGCCGUCCAACUACGUGGAGAGGAAGAACAGCCUGAAGAAGGGUUCCCUCGUGAAGACCCUGAAGGACACGCUAGGCCUCGGCAAGACCAAGAGGAAGACCAGCGCGCGAGACGCAUCCCCGACCCCCAGCACAGACGCCGAGUACCCAGCCAACGGGGGCGGCGCCGACCGCAUCUACGACCUCAACAUCCCCGCCUUCGUGAAGUUCGCCUACGUGGCCGAGAGGGAGGACGAGCUGUCCCUGGUAAAGGGGUCGCGUGUCACUGUCAUGGAGAAGUGCAGCGACGGUUGGUGGCGUGGCAGCUACAACGGGCAGAUCGGCUGGUUUCCCUCCAACUACGUCCUGGAGGAGGUGGACGAAGCAGCCGCAGAGUCCCCCAGUUUCCUGAGCCUGCGGAAGGGUGCCUCCAUGAGCAAUGGCCAGGGCGCCCGGGUCCUGCACGUGGUGCAGACGCUGUACCCCUUCAGCUCGGUCACCGAGGAGGAGCUCAACUUCGAGAAGGGGGAGACCAUGGAGGUGAUCGAGAAGCCCGAGAAUGACCCCGAGUGGUGGAAGUGCAAAAACACCCGGGGGCAGGUCGGCCUGGUCCCCAAAAACUACGUGGUGGUCCUAAGCGACGGGCCCGCCCUGCACCCCUCGCACGCGCCGCAGAUAAGCUACGCGGGCCCCGCGUGCAGCGGGCGCUUCGCGGGCCGAGAGUGGUACUACGGGAACGUGACGCGGCACCAGGCCGAGUGUGCCCUCAACGAGCGGGGCGUCGAGGGUGACUUCCUCAUUAGGGACAGCGAGUCUUCGCCCAGUGACUUCUCCGUGUCUCUGAAAGCAUCAGGGAAGAACAAACAUUUCAAGGUGCAGCUUGUGGACAAUGUCUACUGCAUCGGGCAGCGGCGGUUUCACACCAUGGACGAGUUGGUGGAACACUACAAAAAGGCACCCAUCUUCACCAGCGAGCACGGGGAGAAGCUCUACCUCGUGAGAGCGCUGCAGUGACGGCCCCUGCCACAGCCCCAGCCACCUCUGGGCCCUCGGGGCCGCACUCACCUCCCCAGAGCCGAGCGGACCGGCCCCCAGAAGCAGCCGCGCUCACGGGCCCUCCCGCAGCGGGCCCCGCUCCGUCCGGUGGUUCAUCAUCGUCUCUUGGCUUCCUUUGCCUCGUUCAUCUUCGCGUGCAGGUCGGUUUGUUUGCCACUCGCCUCUCUCCUCUGCCACGCCGCGCCCUGCCACCCACUCUCCAGCCGCCCUCCUCCCGGCCAGGUUCAGGGGUCGGGAGGCGAGGAGGAACGUUCCUUCACUUUAUUCCUGUGCAACUGAAAACAGCCUUCGGGUUGUUCACGCUGACAGAACCCCUCAUGAAAAAGACAUCGGGCACGGUUUGAAUGCACCAAAGCUGCCGUUAAUUAUGUGAACUACAGUACGCUCCGAACGCGGGGUCCGCGGGCCCUGGGCUCCCUCUCCGGCCAGGCGGCACCUGCGAGGUCCCCGGUCCUGGCAGCCCUGGCUCCGUGCCCCUCGCCCCUGCAUGGCUCCCAGACUGUCCAGGGAGAGUGGACGCGCUUGCGGGUAGCAGCACCAGAACCACCAGAUGAGACAGUCGCGAGGAAACUCCAGUGCCUUCGGGGCUAUGCUUGCAAUAAAAGAAAUUUCCUUGAAAGUCCGUCCGCAGAAGCCGGACCGGUGACUCCGAAAGACCGAGGUUGUGGUCAUUUCCCCCCAGAUGUGCCAUCCGCAUAGUGCUUUUUCCUCUUGCCCUUCGGCUUGUUUAAAUUUCACAAUUAUGUAUUUAAUUCUCAAAGUAAUAUGUAUCCGUAGCCAUUUGUUGACACUAAUACAGAUGAUUAAGGAAAACAGCUGAUCUUUGGGGAAGGGGAGCUACCAUACACUUACACACACACGCACACACA
Molecule: messenger RNA, 2352 nt
Organism: Herpailurus yagouaroundi (jaguarundi)
Lineage: Eukaryota; Metazoa; Chordata; Mammalia; Carnivora; Felidae
Gene: NCK2
Product: NCK adaptor protein 2
Exons: 5
Coding region: 299-1441 (380 amino acids)
Biological process (GO): negative regulation of PERK-mediated unfolded protein response; positive regulation of endoplasmic reticulum stress-induced intrinsic apoptotic signaling pathway; cell migration
Cellular component (GO): cytoplasm
Molecular function (GO): signaling adaptor activity; receptor tyrosine kinase binding
Source: RefSeq, a predicted model, not a curated record